Messenger RNA from Heterocephalus glaber (naked mole-rat), 1216 nucleotides. NCBI's taxonomy places the organism in Eukaryota, Metazoa, Chordata, Mammalia, Rodentia, Bathyergidae. The record is from RefSeq and is a predicted model, not a curated record.
AUGCCCCAAGCAGAGAGGAAAAUGCUGUACUCAUAUCUUAAAGGUCAGGAGGAGGAGGAGGUGGUGGAGGAGGAGGAGGAGUGCGAGCUCGCUCCCCCGCGGAGCCGGCACGGGAACGAGGGCACCGGGCACCGUGCAGCCAGAGCCCCGGGAACCGGUCCCCCGCCACCAUUUUCGGGCCCGGCGGCCAUCGGGCGCUCGGACUCCAGCGCCCUGCGGGAGCCCGCCGCUCCGCCCCGGCGCCCCAACCCCCAGCUCCUGGCACUCGCCGCGGCCCGGGACGAUCGAUCCAGCCCUCGGGUCCCGGGUGCCGCGACGCCCGAGUGCCUGAGGCCCCGUGCUCGACGACACUGCAGCCCCUCCCGCCUGCCCUCCUGGUCCUGGGAGCCCGCGCCCGCUCCGUGCCCGCCGCCCCGCGGUACUUACGGGCUGCUUCUGGGCCGCGGCCGGCGGGGGCGGGGGCGAGGGCGUGGAGGGUUAGGGCGGCCGGGUGGCCGAGUGCGUGACGCCGCCGCCGCAGCGGACGGGGACGGGGACGGGGACGCGAACGCGAACGGGGCCUGGGCGGGCCUCGGGAGCGCUGGCUUGGGCGGCGGGGACGGGGUCAGGCGAGCGCGCUCACUUCUUCACACAGCCGGGUGCCCGGCCCAGCGUCCCCGUACCGCGUGCUACUGCGCCGGGCCAGAGCUUCACUCCUUCUGCUGCGGCGCGCGCCCCGCCUCUCCUUUUAUAGUCUCCUCCCUGUUUCCCCCCUCCCUCUCCGUGGGGGUGCGCGCUCCCGCUCGCGUCACACAGCUCGGGACUGCGAAACCUUUCCCCGCCCUCCCAGCUCCACACCCAGGGCCUGCGCCGGCCCGCCCCUCGACGCCAUUGGCCAAGUCCCGCCUGCCCACGUCUUGCCAGGCGGUGCCGAGCUGGAUGGAACAGAUCACACCCCAGUGCUCCGAGAUGGCCAAUAAUUCCACGCAACAGCAGACAUUCAAGUUCCGGUUCAACCAAGAAAACCCUGGAAGUAUCAGUACAGCUCUCUUCUGUCUGGCACGGUGUCCCUAGCUGUCAUUUCUACCUGCAAACUGCUUCUCCAUCUCAUCCAGAGAGUCUUCUACUUUCUUUGUGGCUCUGGGUAUUGAAUCCAGGGCCUUAUGCAUGAAAGGUAAGAGCUCUGCUGCUGAGUGACACCUCCAGCCCAGCCACGGCCACACAGAGCCCAGCCUCU